AUGAGCCAUGCAGCAAUAAAUGAUGAAGAAGAUCCAGAUUAUAAGGAUAUUGAAUCUGACAACGCUUUUAAUUUAACUGAUGAAGAAUUGAGGGCAAUUUGUCUGUGUAUACAAGAGGUAGCACUUCCAACUUGGGUAGCAAGACCUUUUACAAAUCUUGGAGAAGCCAGGCAUGGUAAACUCAAAGCUGAUGUAUAUCUUGUCCUAUUUACAGUCAUUUUGCCUCAUGUACUUCCUGGGCUUUGGUGGAACAAAGCAUCAAUUUACUGA
This is a messenger RNA of Laccaria bicolor S238N-H82, 270 nucleotides long. RefSeq lists its product as uncharacterized. The transcript has 4 exons. Bases 1 to 270 code for a protein of 89 amino acids. The record is from RefSeq and is a predicted model, not a curated record. Lineage: Eukaryota; Fungi; Basidiomycota; Agaricomycetes; Agaricales; Hydnangiaceae.